AUGUCCAGUCCUGAGAGUGUAGUGUUACCAGACGGGCGACGAAUUGGCGACCUUAAAGUGGCUGAUCUUCGAACUCAGCUGGAAUUAAGAGGACUUAGCCGCUCUGGAGUCAAAAAGGACUUAUGUGCACGUCUUUCGGAUGCUGUGGGAGGGGAACUGGUGCUGGAAGAAAAGAAAUCAGGAAGUACCGUCGAACCUAUGGGAUCAAACAGCUCUCUAGAUGAUAACAGUACACAAAAUGAAGAUACUUUAGAAAUCAACGCUGUUGCUUCGGAUGAAGAAAUUUUUGAAGUGUCUGCGCCCGGUGACACUGGAAAUGCUGAAAAAGAAAUCCCCAGAAGUGAAGAAAGUAUUUGUAAGUCUCCAUCUGCAUCUUCUGAGUGUACUAUGGGUACUUUAAACGAUAUUGAAAAGCCAACUGGAAUUGCUAAUGCGAAUACAACUGAAAAUAUAGAGACUUCAGAUCAACUUGCUCCGACUGAAGAUAAUAAGUCAGAAACUGAAGUUCAACCGCAACGUAGGAGGCAGUGGGGAUCACGCUCAAUUUCUAGCACUCCAUCAUUAUCUUCGGAGUCUUUGGAAAAACUUAUCCCACCAUCUGCGUGCUGGGUAAGAAGUAAAAGUUUAGUUGUGGAUACCGAAAAUGAAGCUCAAUCAAAUGAUCCUGUGGUUUUACAGGAUAUCACUGAACACGAUGAAGCUAUUAAAUAUCCCACUGUUCCAGAUGAAAAAACUCGAACCAUCUAG
Heterobilharzia americana is the source of this 747-nucleotide messenger RNA. The record is from the annotation of a GenBank genome assembly. NCBI's taxonomy places the organism in Eukaryota, Metazoa, Platyhelminthes, Trematoda, Strigeidida, Schistosomatidae.